Orycteropus afer afer is the source of this 1314-nucleotide messenger RNA. It is a transcript of the gene TEX28, whose product is annotated as testis expressed 28. The transcript is spliced from 4 exons. Bases 1 to 1314 code for a protein of 437 amino acids. The record is from RefSeq and is a predicted model, not a curated record. Gene Ontology annotation, cellular component: endomembrane system. NCBI's taxonomy places the organism in Eukaryota, Metazoa, Chordata, Mammalia, Tubulidentata, Orycteropodidae.
AUGCGCAAAGUCCUCUGCAUGCGCAUGCGCAUGCGCCCCUUCACUUACUUGUUUCUCCUGUUGCUCUCUUCGUCCCCUCCUCACGGCGAAGAGGUUUCCCGAGGGGGAGACAAAAAAGUUCUGCGAGCGGAAGAAGACCUGAAGAGCCAAGGCACAAUGCUCCCCUCCAACACUGCCUCCUGCAGGUCCAUGCCAUCCAGCAAAGGUGGCCCCAGCGGCCACUCCAGCCUCUCCAACAUGGAGCCAGGUCAGAGCGUGCAGGAGAGCAUCAGGCACCGCAUCCUCUGCCUCACCGAGCAGCUGCAGGUGGAGAAAGCCAGCCGGGAUGAGUACAUCGUGGGCUACCUCAAACUCGUGUCCAAAGCCAACCGGCACCAGGCACUGCACAUUCGGCAGGCCUUCGAGAAAUUGAACCAGCGCGCCUCCGCCACCAUCGCCCAGAUAGAACGGCGGCUCCACCAGUAUCACCGGCAGCUGCAGGAACUGGAGGGGGCCUGCCGGCCGAAGAGCUCCAUGCUCAAGGCCAAACACAGCCUGGACAGUUGUGAGCAGCCGAGCUCUCAAAAGGCUCUGGUUUUGGAGACCCCCAGGUCAGGCGAGGAAGACAGCCUGGCCACUAAGCUGUCUGAGGUCACUCCGGGCAAGUUCCUGGAAACGAAGCUGGAGGUCCAGCAGGGCGACCUGCUUGUGCACAUGAAGGAGGAGCUGACAGAGGUCAAGAAGCUGUACCUCAGCCUCCAGGCGUCCUGUGAGGGCCUGAAGCAGAAGUCUCAGGCCGACCUGCAACUGUCACUGGAGGCCCUGCAGGAGAAGAAGUGCAGACAACAGUUGGUGGAAGAGCAGGUGAAUGAGCAGCUGCAGGAGUACCUGGAUGAGAUUUACCACCUCAAACACAAUCUAGCCUGCACUGAAGAGAAAAUGGCCUACCUGUCCUAUGAGAGAGCCAAGGAAAUAUGGGAGGUCAUGGAGACUUUGAAGAUCCAGAUAGCCAAGCUGGAAACUCUUCAACAAGUGGCCCAACUGGAGAUGGUGGACAAGCUCAGAAGCCGUCCACAGGAAUUCCUGUUCAAGUUCAUUAGCCUGCUCCUCACCUUGGCCACCAUCCUCCUGGUCUUCAUCUCCAGUGCGUUUGCCUGCCCCUGGCCCCUUGUGAAGACGCGCCUACGCACAUGCACCUCCCUUGUGCUCAUAGGACUUGGGGCACUGGCCUGGCAGAAAUGGCACGCCAUCUCCACCACUGACUGGCAGGCCUGGGUCACCUCUAAGUGGAGACUCUAUGCCAAGGACCCCAAGCCUCUAUCAGAGGGAAUGUAA